This is a messenger RNA of Linum tenue, 1029 nucleotides long. NCBI's taxonomy places the organism in Eukaryota, Viridiplantae, Streptophyta, Magnoliopsida, Malpighiales, Linaceae. The record is from the annotation of a GenBank genome assembly.
AUGGAGAGGCACAAAUGCAAGCUCUGUUUCAGAGUGUUCCCCAAUGGAAGAUCCCUAGGCGGCCACAUGAAAUCUCACUUGCCCAAGUUCCCUAUCCCUCCUCCCAAAUCUUCUUCUCCCACUACUCGCCGCCGUCGACUGGACUGCGAUCCGGCAACUGAAUCGUCGUCCUCGAUUUCCUAUACCGAAGAAGAAGAAGAAGAAGGUGGCUGCGAUGCGGUGGUUUACGGGUUAAGAGAUAACCCGACGAAGAGUUUCCGAGUGGCGGAUCCCGAGUUCUCCUUCGCCGGGUCUUCCUCCGUCGUGCAGGAUAGGGAGAGCGAGACCGAGUCAAGGAACCCGACCCGGAGGCGAUCCAAGCGGACCCGGAAUUCCGGCGGAGAUGAGAAGAAGGGAUUGGCCGAGAAUCAGCGUUGGGUUAUCGAAUCGCCGCCGGAGGCGGCAGAGGAAGAACCGAUGAGCUCUGUUUCCGAUACUUCCCCUGAAGAAGACGUGGCGAUGUGCCUGGUGAUGCUGUCGAGGGACGUCAAUUGGAAGCGCAGAUUCAGUUACAACAGGGGCGAAAUUGAAGAAGAGGAAGAGGAUGAGACGGAAAAUGGAGGAGAAAUCAAGAAGUGGGCGAAAAUCGAGGAGGAAGAUCAAAGGAUCAUGGAAAGGAGCAGCAGAAUUCAGGGGAAGAAGUUGAAGUGCGAGAAAUGUAUGAAACAGUUCCGAUCCUCACAGGCAUUAGGAUCCCACCGCCGGAUUUGCUUCCUCCAGCUCGGCGGCGGCAGAGGAAUGGGGAAUGUGGUGGCGGGCAGGAUUUUCCGGUGCCCGUAUUGCUACAAGGUGUUCGGGUCGGGUCAAGCUCUGGGUGGGCACAAGAGAUCACAUCUCACCGGUGGUGGUUUCUACCCGCCGCCGGCAGCCAUUGCUCCUCCACCUCCGUCGGCUGCCAAAAUCGACAAAAAUUACAGCUAUCCGGAUCUCAAUUUGCCAGCUCCCGUGGAAGAAGAUGAGUUCAGUGCGAGCGUGGUUUCUGAUGCUUAA